Messenger RNA from Leptosia nina, 525 nucleotides. The record is from the annotation of a GenBank genome assembly. Lineage: Eukaryota; Metazoa; Arthropoda; Insecta; Lepidoptera; Pieridae.
AUGGUGCGCGAGCUGGUGCUGCAGCGUCUGGCGCGGGUGCUGUGCAUCAAUUUCGACACUGACGCUACAAAGACGGAUAGCGCAGUGGUGACUGGCAGCGGGGUUCAAGUGAAUCCGAGGACUGGUUCAAGAUUGAAAGCGGAAGUGAACUGCGAUGGUGCACCGCCGUCUUCUCCUCGCUUCUCUCGCCACAACCACAACCACGUCAAUUGUGGGAAUCUGGGGCCAGCUCCCGUACCGAUUCCCGGAGGGGAAGUGGUAUCUAUGGGGUGUAUUGGCGCUUGUCCCAGAUGUGUCUGCUGUGGUUGCACCAUACGAGAAGCAGCAACACGACACGAACAGCGCGUCGCGGCUAGUGAAAGGCUUGAGCGAGCUAAUCUCGAGUGGAAACAGGUGGCCGUUGUUGCAGACCGCGCCCUACUUGCUGUGUUCGUUUUGGUAACUACCCUCGCUACAGGUGCAAUACUUCUUCCGCAACUGAAGAAUUUGCACGUGGGAAACACGCCGUUAAAACACCCGAUUUAA